UUCGCUUGACUAUUCCAGCAAGAGGACCUUGCAAGCUAGUGCUAUGUUCUCAAAGGUGAUUUUGUUCUGCUUUUGCGCCUACGUGGUUUCUCAAGAUGCCGCGGAAUAUCCCCCGCAGCCAUACAGCUUCGCCUACGACAGCACCGACGAAUUUGGCACCCGACUGGCCCAAGAAGAGACCGGCGACGUGAACAACAAGGUUGGUUCAUACAGCUACACCGACGCCGCCGGCGUCUUCCGAACCGUGAAGUACGUCGCCGACGGCGAAGGCUUCCGCGCCACCAUCGAGACCAACGAGCCAGGCACCAAGAGCUCCAAUCCCGCUGACGCACCCGUUGUGUCAUCCGCUGUUGAGGGUCCGCAUCCUGUUGCCGUCAAGACCGCCCCAGCAGUCGUGAAGGCCGUUCGCCCAGCUGCUGCCGUUGUAGGUGUCCUCCGUCCUGCCUCAGUGGCGGUUCAAGCAGUACAAGCUGCGCCUCUGGUUGUCAAGGCCUUCCAGCCUUCCCCACUCACCGUGCAGGCGGUUCACGCUGCGCCCGUGGCUGUGCACGCUGUACCCUCCAGCCCCGUUGUUCAGGCCUUCCAGGCUGCUCCUGUUGCGUAUGCCGUGGGCCAUGCUCCAAUCGCCUAUACUCUUGGUCAGGCCAAAAAGGCAUGA
Ixodes scapularis (black-legged tick) is the source of this 658-nucleotide messenger RNA. Its product is annotated as cuticle protein 16.8-like. Bases 44 to 658 code for a protein of 204 amino acids. Gene Ontology annotation, molecular function: structural constituent of chitin-based larval cuticle. NCBI's taxonomy places the organism in Eukaryota, Metazoa, Arthropoda, Arachnida, Ixodida, Ixodidae. The transcript is spliced from 3 exons. Gene Ontology annotation, cellular component: chitin-based extracellular matrix. The record is from RefSeq and is a predicted model, not a curated record.